Messenger RNA from Brassica napus (rape), 521 nucleotides. Its product is annotated as 40S ribosomal protein S27-1-like. Gene Ontology annotation, biological process: translation; ribosomal small subunit assembly. The transcript is spliced from 4 exons. The coding region runs from base 1 to 348 and encodes 115 amino acids. Gene Ontology annotation, molecular function: structural constituent of ribosome; RNA binding. The record is from RefSeq and is a predicted model, not a curated record. NCBI's taxonomy places the organism in Eukaryota, Viridiplantae, Streptophyta, Magnoliopsida, Brassicales, Brassicaceae. Gene Ontology annotation, cellular component: cytosolic small ribosomal subunit; ribosome.
AUGGGCCUUAUGUAUUCGGCCCAUAUUUCUAUUGUUCAAAAAAUAGUUAAACUUGGUUCUGAAAAAAAUAAAUGCAACUUUGAAUUAUUGUCUCUGGUUCUUCAAAACGAUAUCCAUCUGCUGAACCCACCUGCUGAGCUUGAGAAGAGGAAGCACAAGCUCAAGCGUCUUGUUCAGUCCCCGAACUCCUUUUUCAUGGAUGUGAAGUGCCAAGGCUGCUUUAACAUAACGACGGUGUUUAGCCACUCGCAGACGGUUGUGGCGUGUGGAAACUGCCAGACUGUGCUGUGCCAACCCACAGGAGGAAAGGCAAGGCUCACUGAAGGUUGCUCUUUCAGGAAAAAGUAAACACGAUGACUUUCCACUCUCUCAGUCAGCAGAAUCUUUUCUUUUAGUUACUUUCUUCAUUCGUAGUUUCCUUUUAUCGAUUUUGGAUGAGUUAUUUGAGCUAGUAAAAUCCUUGUUAAUUACUUGAGUUUUUAAAGCAUGGAUCUUGGAGUUUAAGUUAAAGUUCCGCUAAU